ACCACUUGCUGCGAAGAGAUUUUGCGGACCGGUUAGGGACAGUUUUUUUUCGCUCCUUUGUUUUAUUUUUUCCUACUUUGGCCUGCAUCGCAUUCUCGGUGGAAAGUCAAAUCUGAUCCUCUCUUUUGCGGAGGACUUUUCGGCGAGUCGUUGGGGCGCUAUCAUAUCCUCCACUUCCACUUCCUGCACACAUAAACACCCGCGCGGAUGCCUGGCUCCCAGGACUGGAGCUUCGGUCUGCUGGUUAUCAGAUGGCCACUGAACAACUUCCGGUGCCCAAGUCUCAAGGUCUCUUCUGAACCAAGCAAACUCAUUCGGUCUCCAGGUCUACAGAAAUCACCGCCUUCCCAGUACUGCGGCGCACCCCGAUGACGCAGCACGGCGUCGUCCUCUUACGUCAGCGUUUCCUGUCCACCAUCUUUGUCCCUGGCAAAGUGGGUUUUGCGCAGUGACUUAGACCUGGAAAAAGAAUCGUGACGGGCAGGAAACCAUUACAACACCACCUGGGCCGUGCUCUCUGGCUGCUGCCGCCACCUCCGGCCUUGCCUCCGGUACAUAUUAAAGAUCCAAAACCAUGACUGACUCCAAGUACUUUACAACCAAUAAAAAAGGAGAAAUCUUUGAAUUAAAGGCUGAACUUAACAAUGAAAAGAAAGAAAAGAGGAAGGAGGCUGUGAAGAAAGUGAUUGCUGCUAUGACUGUGGGGAAAGAUGUUAGCUCUCUCUUUCCAGAUGUAGUGAACUGUAUGCAGACUGACAACCUGGAACUCAAGAAGCUUGUGUAUCUCUAUUUGAUGAAUUAUGCCAAGAGCCAGCCAGACAUGGCCAUCAUGGCUGUCAAUAGCUUUGUGAAGGACUGUGAAGAUCCCAAUCCUUUGAUUCGGGCCUUGGCCGUCAGAACCAUGGGGUGCAUCCGAGUCGACAAGAUUACUGAAUAUCUUUGUGAGCCCCUCCGCAAAUGCUUGAAGGAUGAAGAUCCCUAUGUUCGGAAAACAGCAGCAGUCUGCGUGGCAAAGCUCCAUGAUAUCAAUGCCCAAAUGGUGGAAGAUCAGGGAUUUCUGGAUUCUCUGCGAGAUCUCAUAGCAGAUUCAAAUCCAAUGGUGGUGGCUAAUGCUGUAGCAGCGUUAUCUGAAAUCAGUGAGUCUCACCCAAAUAGCAACUUACUGGAUCUAAACCCACAGAACAUUAAUAAGUUGCUGACAGCCCUGAAUGAGUGCACUGAAUGGGGCCAGAUUUUCAUCCUGGACUGCCUGUCUAAUUACAACCCUAAAGAUGACCGGGAGGCUCAGAGCAUCUGUGAGCGGGUAACUCCCCGGCUAUCUCAUGCCAACUCAGCAGUGGUGCUCUCAGCAGUAAAAGUCCUAAUGAAAUUUCUAGAAUUGUUACCCAAGGACUCUGACUACUACAAUAUGCUGCUGAAGAAGUUAGCCCCUCCUCUUGUCACUUUGCUGUCUGGGGAGCCAGAGGUGCAAUAUGUCGCCCUGAGGAACAUCAACCUAAUUGUCCAGAAAAGGCCUGAAAUCUUGAAGCAGGAAAUCAAAGUCUUCUUUGUGAAGUACAAUGAUCCCAUCUAUGUUAAACUAGAGAAGUUGGACAUCAUGAUUCGCUUGGCAUCCCAAGCCAACAUUGCUCAGGUUCUGGCAGAACUGAAAGAAUAUGCCACAGAGGUGGAUGUUGACUUUGUUCGCAAAGCUGUGCGAGCCAUUGGACGGUGUGCCAUCAAGGUGGAGCAAUCUGCAGAACGCUGUGUGAGCACAUUGCUUGAUCUCAUCCAGACGAAAGUAAAUUAUGUGGUCCAAGAGGCAAUUGUUGUCAUCAGAGACAUCUUCCGCAAAUAUCCCAACAAAUAUGAAAGUAUCAUUGCCACUCUUUGUGAGAACUUAGACUCACUGGAUGAGCCAGAUGCUCGAGCAGCUAUGAUUUGGAUUGUGGGAGAAUAUGCUGAAAGGAUUGACAAUGCAGAUGAGUUACUAGAGAGCUUCUUGGAAGGCUUUCAUGAUGAAAGCACCCAGGUGCAGCUUACUCUGCUUACUGCCAUAGUGAAGCUGUUUCUCAAGAAACCAUCGGAAACACAGGAGUUGGUCCAGCAGGUUUUAAGUUUGGCAACCCAGGAUUCUGAUAACCCUGAUCUUCGAGACAGGGGCUAUAUUUAUUGGCGCCUUCUCUCAACGGACCCUGUCACAGCCAAAGAAGUAGUCUUGUCUGAGAAGCCACUGAUCUCUGAGGAGACAGAUCUUAUUGAGCCAACUCUGCUGGAUGAGCUAAUCUGCCACAUUGGUUCUUUGGCCUCUGUGUACCACAAGCCUCCCAAUGCUUUUGUGGAAGGAAGUCAUGGAAUCCAUCGCAAACACUUGCCAAUUCAUCAUGGGAGCACUGAUGCAGGUGACAGUCCUGUUGGUACCACCUCUGCAACCAACCUGGAACAGCCUCAAGUUAUCCCCUCUCAAGGUGACCUUCUGGGGGACCUGUUGAACCUUGACCUCGGUCCUCCAGUCAAUGUACCACAGGUAUCCUCUAUGCAGAUGGGAGCGGUGGAUCUCUUGGGAGGAGGACUAGAUAGUCUGCUUGGCAGUGACCUUGGCGGGGGCAUUGGAGGAAGUCCGGCAGUGGGACAGUCCUUCAUCCCAUCAUCAGUGCCUGCAACCUUUGCUCCUUCACCUACUCCUGCUGUGGUCAGCAGUGGUCUGAAUGACCUGUUUGAACUCUCCACAGGGAUAGGCAUGGCACCUGGUGGAUAUGUGGCUCCUAAAGCUGUCUGGCUGCCUGCAGUAAAGGCUAAAGGCUUGGAGAUUUCAGGAACAUUCACUCACCGCCAAGGGCAUAUUUACAUGGAAAUGAACUUCACCAACAAAGCUCUGCAGCAUAUGACAGACUUUGCCAUCCAGUUUAACAAGAAUAGCUUUGGUGUCAUCCCCAGCACUCCUCUGGCCAUCCACACACCACUGAUGCCGAACCAGAGCAUUGAUGUUUCCCUGCCUCUCAACACCCUGGGCCCAGUCAUGAAGAUGGAACCUCUGAAUAACCUGCAGGUGGCUGUGAAAAACAAUAUCGAUGUCUUCUACUUCAGCUGCCUGAUCCCACUCAACGUGCUUUUUGUAGAAGACGGCAAAAUGGAGCGCCAGGUCUUCCUUGCAACAUGGAAAGAUAUUCCCAAUGAAAAUGAACUUCAGUUUCAGAUUAAGGAAUGUCAUUUAAAUGCUGACACUGUUUCCAGCAAAUUGCAAAACAACAAUGUUUAUACUAUUGCCAAGAGGAAUGUGGAAGGGCAGGACAUGCUGUACCAAUCACUGAAGCUCACUAAUGGCAUUUGGAUUUUGGCUGAGCUACGUAUCCAGCCAGGAAACCCCAAUUAUACGCUGUCGCUGAAGUGUAGAGCUCCUGAAGUCUCUCAGUACAUCUAUCAGGUCUACGACAGCAUUUUGAAAAACUAAUAGACUGGUCCAGUGCCCUCUGGCCACCCUGUGAUCGGUGCAAGCCAAGAACUCUUAACUGGAAGAAAUUGUAUUGAUGUGUAGAAUCUGAACCCAAACACACUGAGGCCACCCACCAAGGUAGUGACUAGUCUAACCUGUGCUAACAUUAGGGCACAACCUGUUGGAUAUUUUUAGCUUCCUGUGAACAUUUGUUGUAACCACUGCUUCAAUCACUUCCCACCUCUUGCUACCUGCUGCUGCUAUAUGUCCUUACUUGUGGGCUUCUCCAUGCUGUACCAGUGACUGGCGUUUUCUGCACCCGCUUAUGAGUGUAGUUUGAUGUUUUGUAAUUGAGAGCUCAUUUCAAAAACAGAAAACAGAAAAAAUAUUAAAGCAAGGAAAAGUGUCAUCGAAACAUAAA
Molecule: messenger RNA, 3833 nt
Organism: Choloepus didactylus (southern two-toed sloth)
Lineage: Eukaryota; Metazoa; Chordata; Mammalia; Pilosa; Megalonychidae
Gene: AP2B1
Product: adaptor related protein complex 2 subunit beta 1
Exons: 23
Coding region: 575-3430 (951 amino acids)
Biological process (GO): intracellular protein transport; vesicle-mediated transport
Cellular component (GO): membrane coat; clathrin adaptor complex
Molecular function (GO): clathrin binding
Source: RefSeq, a predicted model, not a curated record